AUGCCAGCUGCAGAAUGGCCAAUUUUUGUGACACAGACAGCAGUCCACAAGGAGCUGUUUAGACACAAUCAGGAUGUGAAUAAGACAGAUGACUGCCUGGAGAUGGAUAACACCCUGCAAAAGUAUUACCUUUCUACCAUGUAUACCAUUGAGUUCAUUUUUGGCAUCAUUGGAAACAGCAUUGUUGUGUUUGGCUACAUAUUCUGCCUGAAAGUUUGGAAAAGUGGCAAUAUUUACUUGUUUAACUUAUCACUAUCAGACUUUGUAUUUCUGUGCACACUUCCAAUGUUGGUGACAAGCUACUCCAAAGGAAAGUGGACAUAUGGGAACAUUUUGUGCCAAAGCAACAGGUUCAUGCUGCAUGUAAACCUAUACACAAGCAUCCUUUUCCUUACCUUUAUCAGCAUUGAUCGUUAUAUGCUCAUGCAAUAUCCUUUCAGAGACCAUUUUCUACAGAAGAGGAAGAUAGCUGUUGUUUUCUCUGUUGCCAUAUGGAUCCUUGUUAUACUUGAACUGGUGCCAAUAAUCACCUUCAUAGGAUCUAGAAAUACUGCCAAUGAUAACCAAUGUAUCGAUUAUGCAAGUUCUGGAGAUCCAGCAAAAAACCUGAUCUAUAGCAUGUGCCUGACUCUUCUGGGGUUUGUAAUCCCUCUGUGUGUUAUGUGCUUCUUUUACGUGAAGAUGGUUCUCUUUCUUAAGAAACGUAGUGAGCAGCUCACAGCUGCUCAGGCCCUUGAGAAACCUCUUUCUUUAGUCAUCAUAGCACUGGUUAUCUUUUCACUGUUCUUUACUCCAUAUCACAUAAUGCGCAAUGUGAGGAUUGCCUCCCGAAUGGAAUCCUGGAAGCUAUCCCUGUGCACACGGAACAUCAUCAACACCAUUUAUAUUAUCACAAGGCCUAUUGCAUUUUUAAAUAGCGUAAUUAACCCUAUCUUUUAUUUCCUAAUGGGUGAUCACUUCAGGGAGAUGCUGAUGACUAAAGUAAGACAACUCUUAAAAAGGUUUACACCCACAGCAAAUGAGGUGACGACAAAGCACUCUGACACGGGAACACACUGA
Messenger RNA from Emys orbicularis (European pond turtle), 1059 nucleotides. It is a transcript of the gene SUCNR1, whose product is annotated as succinate receptor 1. The transcript has 2 exons. The record is from RefSeq and is a predicted model, not a curated record. Gene Ontology annotation, molecular function: G protein-coupled receptor activity. Bases 1 to 1059 code for a protein of 352 amino acids. NCBI's taxonomy places the organism in Eukaryota, Metazoa, Chordata, Testudines, Emydidae. Gene Ontology annotation, cellular component: plasma membrane. Gene Ontology annotation, biological process: G protein-coupled receptor signaling pathway.